AAGCUUGCUUGCUGAGUAACAUGACUUUCAUGGACCUGUGUAGAGCAGACGAUCUAUCGCCGCCUGCUACUCCUCCAGGAUCCAGCGUAUCCUCCUCUUCUCCUUCUCCUACAUUGCUGACCCGGCCUCCGCAACGUUUGAGGCAGAAUUACCCUGAUCAAUCAUUUGCGGACAUGCUCAUUCAGCCUUCUGCAUUGUUUUCAGGAUGUGAACUCGAUCAUCUCCAGCAGGUCAAGGCUGCAUUCCAACAAAUGGACUCUCAACAAAAGCAAUACUUUCUUUUUGAAAUCUUAAAUUGCUGCGAUACCCAACAGCUCAACUUUGUCAGCUCCUACAUUGCACCUCGCCUCAAAAUUGACUUUCUCAAAGAACUUCCGAUAGAAAUAUCACUAUAUAUCCUAUCCUUCAUUGAUGACCCAAAAACCUUGGCCCGCGCCUCUCGUGUGUCCACUUUUUGGAACUCUCUUCUCAAGGAUGAAACUACUUGGAAGACAUUAUGUCAUAAGCACCAUUACAGGCGGCGAAACUCAACUAUCAAUGGUACAUCUUUGCUUGGCCCUCCGGCUAGGCGUCUGGAUUUUUCAUACCGCGAAUACUUUAAGCGGAAGUACAACAUUGAAGCUGCCUGGGAGAAUGGUGGCAAAGUGAGUACUUUCCUUGAUAGCUUGGAUCCCGGCUUAGUCACCAGUCUCCAAUUUGACGACGACAUCAUCGUUGCUGGCUGCGAUAAUCACAAAAUUGAAGUCUUUGAUGCGAGAUCUGGAACAAAAUUGCGAACCAUGGAAGGCCAUGAAGGUGGUGUAUGGGCACUUCAAUUUUUCGGCUCUGGUGAGCCUGGUGAUCAUCGUAUCCUUGCCUCGGGCGGCUGUGACAGAAAUGUCCGCGUUUGGGAUUUAGAUACCGGCCGCCUCCUUCAUGUCAUGAGAGGACAUACCUCAACCGUCCGUUGCCUAAAGCUUCGAGACAAGAACACGGCUGUCACUGGAUCAAGGGAUAACACGCUCCGUGUGUGGGACAUUGAACGAGGCGUUCAAAAAUUUGUACUUUUGGGACAUCAAGCUUCCGUUCGAUGUCUAGAGAUUCAUGGUAAUCUCGCAGUGUCAGGCUCGUACGAUUCCACAGCCCGUAUUUGGGAUUUAGACACCGGCCGAUGUCGACAUGUUUUAUCUGGUCACUAUUCACAAAUCUAUUCCAUUGCUUUCGAUGGCGAAAAGGUUAUUACUGGUUCGCUCGAUACUAGCAUCCGAGUAUGGAGUGCUGAAACUGGACAAUGCAUUGCUACCCUUCAUGGUCACACUUCUCUUGUUGGCCAACUUCAGCUUAGUGGACAUACACUAGUCAGCGGAGGGUCGGAUGGAUGCUUACGUGUUUGGGAUCUCGAUAGCUUGGAGUGUGUACACCGCAUUUCCGCUCACGACAACUCAGUCACUUGUCUCCAGUUUGACGACCGACGUAUCAUUAGCGGAGGAAACGAUGGUCGAACCAAACUUUGGGAUAUUAAGACCGGACGAUUGAUUCGCCAUCUUACUCAUCCCGCCAAAACUGUCUGGCGUCUUCAAUUCACCGACACAAAAGCGGUAAUUGUCAUGCAACGACGAAGAAGUACCAACCCAGAUGAAAGUCGAAGUGCCAUGGAACUGCAUAACUUUGAUCUCUUGGCUGAAGACCCGUCUGUGGUCACGGCCGAUGAAGAUGUUGAGAUGGCAUGAUGAAGUUUUCUACAAAAACCACAACCCUCCCUCCCUGUUCUGAAACUUGUAUUGCAUCUCAUCGCCACUCUUCUGCUUGUGUUUCCCUUUCUUUCUUUCUACUGUACUUAUUAUCAACUUCAGAUAACCCCCCCCGUCGUUUCUUUCAGCCAGGUUUCUUAAUGGUUUUUCAUCAACCAGCUGAAACAUACCUCCCGCGUAUUGUAUCUGCUCUUUUUCUUUGUGUGUUCCCUGCUAUUACUGUUUAUAUUACUCCUUUCUCACUUUUGUUUGUUGGCUUUGUUACUUGCCCAUGGGGCAUCCUUGUUUGGCUAUUUUCUUCCGUUGUCAUCAGCGUUUUUCAAAAAGCGUUUGUCAUAUAUGUGUUGCUGCUGCCUUGGGAGAAAUAAAUCGCACGAGUCAGACUCAGUCUGUAUGCAAACGAUGAGGGUAUACGAUGUAUACUACCGAAGGAUGC
Molecule: messenger RNA, 2166 nt
Organism: Umbelopsis ramanniana AG
Lineage: Eukaryota; Fungi; Mucoromycota; Umbelopsidomycetes; Umbelopsidales; Umbelopsidaceae
Exons: 2
Coding region: 21-1709 (562 amino acids)
Molecular function (GO): protein binding
Source: RefSeq, a predicted model, not a curated record